UUUCAAUUUUUGCAUUACGUACCAUAUUUGUAUCUCCUUAUUUAUAGACCAAUGUGAUUAAAGAAUCACCCAAAGGCCAAAAUGAAAUCAUCAACAACAUGUUCACCAAUUCUGAGUUUCCCUUUUGAGGUUGUGAUGAUCCGACCAACCCCAAAACCCAAAGCAUUGGUUCCCAUAUUUUUUUCCUUAAAAAAAACUACUCCCUUGCAAAUGAACAUUAAAACCAUGAAAACUUCCAUCCUCCACUUCUUUUCCAACAUCAUUGAUCCGCCUCUUAACCCUUCUGUCGAUCCGAUUCAUGUCUUUCAGGGAAACUUGGCUCCAGUGGAGGAAAUGGAACCAACGGAUUGUCAAGUAAUAGAGGGUAAGCUUCCACUCUCUUUAAACGGCGUUUACAUCCGAAAUGGUCCAAACCCGCUACAUCAACCUUGUCGUGCUUUACAUUUGUUCGAAGGCGAUGGCAUGCUUCACUCCUUGAGAUUAUCAAAUGGUCGUGCAACAUACUGUAACCGCUAUGUCAAGACUUACAAAUAUAUGCUCGAGCGAGAAGUUGGUUUUCCCAUGGUCCCAAACAUGUUGUCUGGCCUUUAUGGCCUACUCGAUAUUGUUCGUUUUUGUGUUUGCAUAACUAGAAUCAUAACUGGACAUCUAGAUAUCAUGAAGGGGAUUGGUGUAGCCAAUACUAGCCUUGCUUUCUUUUCAGGUAAACUUUUUGCUCUAUGUGAGUCUGACUUGCCAUAUAUUGUUAAUGUAACUCAGCAAGGUGACAUUGAGACUUUGGGGCGUUGGGACAUUGAUAAAAAGUUGCUCUCCACCAUGACUGCACAUCCCAAAUUCGAUAAGGAAACGAAGGAGACAUUUGCUUUUUCUUGGAGCUUUGCAUUCCCGCAUCUUACCUUCUUUCGAAUCGACGAAAAGGGUGUUAAACAAAAAGAAGUACCAAUCUUUUCCAUACAUAAACCAAAUUUAAUUCAUGAUUUUGCUAUAACCAAGAGGUUCGCAAUUUUUCACGAGACGCAGCUAGUGUUUUCACUACCAAAAGUAUUGUUCGGAAGAGGCGCCCCUCUGGUUUAUGAACCGAAAAAAAGCACUAGAAUUGGGAUCUUGCCACGGUAUGCCAAAUGUGACUCAGAGUUGAAGUGGUUUGAGGUUCCAGGAUUCAACGCAUCUCAUAUCAUAAAUGCUUGGGAAAAUGGUGACGAGGAGAUUGUGGUCGUGGCAUCAAAUAUCAUGUCUUUGGAAAAUUUUUUAAAUAAGAAGAAAUUGGAUGUUGUUUUGGAGAAGGUAAAAAUCAAUACCAAGACAGGGAAUGUUUGUAGAAACAUUCUUUCGACAAGAAAUUUGGAGCUUGGAUCAAUAAAUAAAGCUUAUAUAGGAAAGAAAACCCGUUACUUGUAUCUUGGAGUGCUUGAAGAGACCCCAAAAACAUCAGGUUUGGUAAAGAUUGACUUGGAAACAGGGAUUGAAAUUGGAAGAAGAUUUUAUGGACCUGGUUGUUUUGGAGGAGAGCCAUUAUUUGUGAGAAGGAAUGGUGAAGAAGACGAAGAUGUCGAAUUCAAUGAUGAAGAUGAUGGAUUUGUCAUGACUUACGUUCACAAUGAGCAAACUGAUGAAUCGAUAUUCCUUAUGAUGGAUGCCAAAUCACCCGAUUUCACUACCAUUGCAGCAGUUAAGUUGCCUAGGCGUGUACCAUAUGGCUUUCAUGGUCUAUUUCUGACCAAUUGGGUGUUAGAUAAUAGCCUUGAUAAUUCAAGUCGACGAGAUUGACUUUAAUAAGCCAAGUCUUGGCUUAUGUUGAAAAAAUCAAACGAGCACCGAAAGAAGAAAACGUGCAAACAAACGAAGAAAAC
Molecule: messenger RNA, 1850 nt
Organism: Durio zibethinus
Lineage: Eukaryota; Viridiplantae; Streptophyta; Magnoliopsida; Malvales; Malvaceae
Source: RefSeq, a predicted model, not a curated record